Messenger RNA from Notolabrus celidotus (New Zealand spotty), 3924 nucleotides. Its product is annotated as solute carrier family 2, facilitated glucose transporter member 1-like. Gene Ontology annotation, biological process: monosaccharide transmembrane transport; response to insulin. Gene Ontology annotation, cellular component: apical plasma membrane; basolateral plasma membrane. The transcript is spliced from 10 exons. The record is from RefSeq and is a predicted model, not a curated record. Bases 246 to 1727 code for a protein of 493 amino acids. Lineage: Eukaryota; Metazoa; Chordata; Actinopteri; Labriformes; Labridae. Gene Ontology annotation, molecular function: hexose transmembrane transporter activity.
GUUAAGAUCCACUUAGCGCUGACGUCACUAAGCUGCUUACCGCAGCAGCAGGUGAAUGAAGGAAGAAACUGAGAAAGAUCUGUUUACAUUGAUGUUGGACUGAAAGAUAGUGCAGACAGCAUCAUGACGACAUGAGUCUGUAGGAAAUAGAUCUCAGAGAACCCGACAGAUUACAAAAACCAGCGGGAUUUAUUUCACAGUCUGAAGGUGAAGUCUGGAGUUUGAGAGUGAUCCAGGAGGCCGGGAUGGAGUGCAGCGGAAAGGUGACGCCCCAGCUGUUGAUGGCUGCAGGGACAGCUGUGAUUGGCUCACUACAGUUUGGCUACAACACAGGAGUCAUCAACGCUCCUCAGGAUAUCAUUGAGCACUUCUACAACGAGACAUGGCACCACAGGUUUUCAGAGCACAUCUCUCAGCCCACUCUCACAGCUCUGUGGUCACUCUCCGUGGCCAUCUUCUCUGUCGGAGGAAUGAUCGGCUCAUUCUCUGUGGGACUCUUCGUCAACCGCUUUGGCAGGAAGAACUCCAUGCUCAUGGCCAAUGUGCUCGCCUUUAUUGCCGCUGCGUUCAUGGGCUUCUCCAAACUGGCUGGUUCCUUUGAGAUGCUCAUCAUUGGACGUUUCAUCAUCGGCCUGUACUCUGGCCUGUCCACUGGAUUUGUGCCACUUUAUGUCGAGGAAAUCUCACCUACAUCGAUCCGUGGGGCGCUUGGCACUCUACAUCAACUUGGAGUUGUAGUUGGUAUUCUCCUUGCACAGAUCUUUGGUAUCGAGGCCAUCAUGGGGAACCACACCCUCUGGCCCCUCCUGUUGAGUUUCACUCUGCUGCCGGCCGUGCUGCAGUGCAUCCUGCUGCCCCUCUGCCCCGAGAGCCCCCGAUACCUCCUCAUCAACUGCAACGAGGAGACCAAAGCCCGCAGCAUUCUUGUGAAGCUGCGGGGCACCGACGAGGUGAGUGAGGACAUGCAUGAGAUGAAGGAGGAGAGCCAGCAGAUGAUGAGGGAGAAGAAGGUGACCAUCCUGGAGCUGUUCCGCUCUCCGGCGUACCGGCAGCCCAUCUUUGUGGCCAUCAUGCUGCAGCUCUCACAGCAGCUGUCUGGUAUCAACGCUGUGUUUUACUACUCCACUGGGAUCUUCCAUCGAGCAGGCGUGUCCCAGCCGGUGUAUGCAACCAUCGGUACAGGAGUGGUCAACGUUGCCUUCACCGUGGUGUCUCUGUUUGUGGUGGAGCGGAUGGGCCGGCGACCUCUUCACCUCAUCGGUCUGAUGGGAAUGGCGGUCUCAGCAGUUUUUCUAACCAUCGCUAUGGCGCUUUUGGACCAUUUUAGCUGGAUGUCCUACCUCAGCAUCGUGGCCAUCUUCAGCUUUGUAGCCUUCUUUGAGAUCGGCCCCGGCCCCAUCCCCUGGUUCAUCGUGGCCGAGCUCUUCAGUCAGGGACCCCGGCCUGCUGCCAUUGCAGUCGCUGGUUUUUGCAACUGGUCUGCAAACUUCAUAGUAGGAAUGGGCUUCCAGUAUGUCGAGCUACUUUGUGGCCCGUACGUCUUCAUCAUCUUCACGGUCCUGCUGCUCGGCUUCUUCGUCUUCACCUACUUCAAGGUGCCUGAGACGAAGGGCCGCACCUUCGACGGGAUCGCUGCAGGUUUCCGUCAGUCCAGUGGUCACGGUGCAGACAAAUACUCCGCUCCUGAAGAGUUCAACACUCUGCGAGGAGAGGACCCCGACCUUUGAGAGACGCCAUGCACGCACAUGGUCAUGUGCAGCAGAGCCAUAAUUCACACCAGGGAUAAACUUUUAGAGCAAUACUGUCAUUUAUCUCACGUCUGUAAGCCGGUGUUAGAGUUACAUAGGAGCUGUAGUCUCUUCACAGACUGUUCAAGAGAUGAACGACCUGACGGAGGAGGGCUGUGUUUGUAAAUAUUGGAGCAGUGUGCUGUCUAGGAAAUCUCAGCUACUGACAUGCCACUGCUGUGUUCUUGAAAAGAAAGGUCCAGUGUGCAACUGAAGAUCUGUUAACACAAUAUUCAUACAUUUUUAAUCAUGUUUUAUCACCUAAAAUAAGAUUUAUUGUUCAUGUGAGGCUUUUUGCAAAUUUUUAGGUGUAAAUAGUUUCUCCUGCAGAGCUGGGAGAGGAGGUUUGGAGGGUAAGGUUAUAAGUUGGCUGCAAUCUGCAUCCUAACCACUAGAGGCCCCUGUGCACUGCUUCUUUAGAGCAUGCAUUGAGGCAAAGAAAGCAGGGUGCGUUGAGACUGUGAAUAUUUUAUGUUAUAUGAUUUUAAGCUUCAACUAAAUCUGAAAUCAAACAUAUAAAAUGUUUGCAUUUAAAAAAUGGAAAUAAUGCUCAAAAUAAGUUGCACUUUGCAGGGUUAGAACAGUGUUUGUAUCCUUCAAAGCAAAAAGGGACAAAGUGCAAUGGACAGAAGCUUUGUGGUUAUAAAACAUAAUAUGUAUGAACCAUGCGAGUACAACAUUCAUGUGUUUUAAACAUCAGUGAUGGGCAGACAACAUCAGACUUUGAUACUGCUCAUAUUAAGGCAUACCACUCACUGAAAAGUCAUAGUCUAAGGAUGUACUUGUAUUCUAAAAUAAUCUCCAGCGGGCCGAGUAACUAUCGAAACAUUUUGCCAACUUUCCACAGAUAAGUUAAAGACUUGCACUAUAUUUGGUCUAAAACUUGACGUCUAACUUCUCAUAAUGAUGAGAUGACUACCUUAACUCUGAGUCAAACUUGUGAGGUAUAAAAAUGUUAGUUUAGACUCUAACUGAGGAGCUGUUUUAGUGUUGAGAUUGUUUUAUUAGUUUAAAGCUCCUGUGAGGAACUUUCAUUGUCUGUCAGCUCUGGCUCUCUCUUGUAGACAGAGCAGUAUUUAUAAUAAUAUUAAUGAUAGCACUUUUUUAAAUACUCAGGGGGAAACGUGGGGUUUCAUUCUGGAUUUAAAUGAUGGGAGGGCAACAAAUGCAAAAGCUCUGCACCUUGAUGUAUGAGGGGGCAGGGUUAUUGGGGAUUGUGCUCUGCACAUAUCCUGAUUUACCUACUACCGCUUCUCUCUUUUGUACUGCCCAGGUGCACAAUAGGGUUUUUACCAAAAAUCUCCUCUCAACAAUCAAACGUAUCCUUCCUCGUGAAUCUCUGCUGCAUAAAACGUAUUAAAAAAGUCUGUUUCUGCAGAGCGCUGUUAAUCUCUUCGACCUGCAGCAGCUGCUUCAUGCAUGAAAAGUAACCGUAUAAGAUUAGUCAGUCUUUUUUCUGGUAGUCCAGUUUGUUUAGAGGGUCCGUGUCAAUCAAUCAGUCAACGUAUAAAUCCUCACAAGAGCUUUAAAACAUGUAAAUAGUGAAUAAAAUCUGAUAGCACCAGUGUGGGGUGUGCUCCUUUAAAAUGUAUUAUAUAACAUAUUGCUGUUUUUUUAAGGAAUUUUACAAAAUAAACUUCCAUGUAUCGUAUUGUGUUAGUGAUGGCACAAUGUUUGUGUUAAUGUCAACAAAAUAACUACAGGAGUAAACAUAGGCAUUAAAAAAGGAAGAGUAAUGAUUGAACUCAUUCAAAGUAACUUAUUAAAACGUGUUUCUUUCUGACUGUAUGAACAGAUGGAUGUUUGUAAAGGAACAAUAUUUUAUACAAAAAUACUGAAAAGCAGAACUUUUGUGUUGUCAUAUCGAGGAAAAACUGAGGUGGAGGACCCAUGUGCUGAAACUAUUUUCUGAGCUGAUCAUUAAGAUUUCUCCUCCAAAGUAAGAUUUCCUCAUGAGCUGCUGAAAUCAGUAAAUUACUGUCUAAACAUUGUGGAUCAAAAGUGUGUGAACAGUUAUUUGUUUUUUACAGAUCAAAUGAACCAUGGGUGGAUUUGUAUGUCAUGACAUUGUUGUGUCUCACAGUUAAACUGUACAGUGUUUGGUUUUAGUAAAUAAAAUACAUAUUUAACAAUGGUU